This is a messenger RNA of Botrytis byssoidea, 1887 nucleotides long. RefSeq lists its product as uncharacterized. The coding region runs from base 1 to 1887 and encodes 628 amino acids. The record is from RefSeq and is a predicted model, not a curated record. NCBI's taxonomy places the organism in Eukaryota, Fungi, Ascomycota, Leotiomycetes, Helotiales, Sclerotiniaceae. The transcript is spliced from 4 exons.
AUGUCGGAUGUUUUGUACAUUGGCAAUGAUGAAUAUACUGAACGACAACCUAAGAGUGAAAGUUCUCAGCCCCAAAAUGAAUUGGCUGGAGACUCUCAGCGAGAUUGCCCAUCAACCAAAGAGGACGAUACUGAAAGUGGGUUUAUAUUCCGGGACGGAAAAUCUCUAGCAGUACCGAUAUCAGAAAGGGGGAUUACAAAUUUAGCCGAGACUCCCGGUUCCACAGAAAGUAUGGAGGUUACUUUUGACUGUGAAUACGAUCUCGAGGCAUAUCUGGAAGAUUUUUCUCGUCUCAUGAGGAAGGGUAGAUUUGAUGCUGCCAUAGAUCUUUUCAAAUCUUGUCCAUCGGACUUGAGAGAUCACCCGGAAUUUGUUCUAGACUUCGUGGAUGCUUUACUGAAGCAGGGUGCCUACAAGACUUUGAUGGAUUUUGCUGCGGGUAAGGAGUCAAUUUUGCUGAAGCAGUUGAGUGACUGUGGACAGAUUCCUAUUCAGUAUCUGCGUUCCGUGUUUGAGUUGGGAAGACAGCGUGCUUUUCGUUACUUGCCCGACGGUGACAUGAAAGACGCGGGGGCUGAUGAAGCUCAAUUGGAUUUACUGACGAAUUUCGAGAGCCUUGAUUCGAUUCAGGUACAAUUGCUUUGUAAUAUUGUUCAGCUUGAUUCUGAAUUAAUGAAAUACACAAAGCUACCAGAGAUUAUCCCUCGAAACCCCGAAAGUAUCAUAGAUAGCUCGUCAAACUGGCACAGUUUGUACAAGCAUCUUCUCUCGACUAACAGAAUAUGGGAUAUGCGAGACCUUUUUCAGGCUCUUUGUUCCAGAUAUGGAGUCGGAGAUGCCAUUAAAUUAUUAUUUAAGAAUCGAAAACAGGACCGCUCCAAGAAAGCUCCUAAGUCAGAUGAAUCGGAAUUCAGCGGGUGGUUUCAUUUUGUGUUUGACUGGACUCAACGUUCCCAUGGUGACGAGUCUACAGAUUUAGCCCUCCUUGACGUUUUGGUAACUAUCUUUCUGCAAUUAUUAUCGCAUAGCAGUCAAAUUGAUUCGUCAAUCACGAAAAUCAUCAAUCAAGCCAUGGCUCAUGCCAACCAGUUUACAAUCUCGCUUAGUCUAAGCAAUCCAGAGAAUGUUCAAACGAGCCCCUAUCUAAAAUGGGCUUUGGCCAACCAAAGACUGGCGAGAGAACUACCUUCCAAUCCGCGGGUUAUCAUAUUCAUUUCUAAUCUGCCGAUCUACGUUCCAUUAGACUCUCAUGAUUUGAGCCCCGUGCACUGGAAAAGGCAAUCGCGAAGCACGCCGGAGAAUUUGCUUAAGCUAGGGCUAGAGGUCUCUCGCAAAAAUGGCAAUUAUUCUCUUAUAGUAAAAUAUUUGCAAGAGAUAUUUUUUACAUCUGAGUCACCUUCAGAGGUGCUAGACGAAUUGUCGCACAUACAAGAAGACUUGCAGGGAGACAACAUUGGUUACUUACAGACUUGUCUGACGAAAUACCUUUUCGCGAGUGAUAAGCCUGCUAUGGAAGACCUCAGUAAUGAAAUAAAUAAGUUCGAUGAGAAGAUUCAGGAACUAGACUUCAAUCCUCGGAAGAUUGACCCGUUAACAAGAUGGUCUCAACGAGGUAUUCAAGCUGCAUUGCACGAGCGCCUACGUAGGGAUAAAUUAUCGACAAAUUCAUACUUUGAAGAGCAAGAAAGUGCAUAUCGAGAGCUGCUGUACGAUUUCAAAAGCUUAUUAGCAGAAUUAGGAAAAGAACACGCGCUGUCGAAGGACUUCAAAAAACGUUGCAAGGGGACUAUCUACCGAGAUCAGAAUUUCAUUGUCUGCGACUCGUCAGGGUACUUUACAAGAAUCUUUGAGGAGCCAAGUCAUGAGGAAGUAUUGAUUGAGAUAUAA